Molecule: messenger RNA, 633 nt
Organism: Strongylus vulgaris
Lineage: Eukaryota; Metazoa; Nematoda; Chromadorea; Rhabditida; Strongylidae
Source: the annotation of a GenBank genome assembly
AUGCGAGCGCGCUGCGCGAAACUGCUGCCAGUUCUCGUUGGCGUACAUCGGUCCGUCAGUGGAUCUGUGGCUUCCUUUAGGGGCCCAAAAGCGGCUCAAACUGCUCCUCUCCUGUUUAGUUCUUCUUUUGAAUCGUCUCCAUGUUCACCGAACUCUCGAGAUAUAUGUAACGAGACGUCUCCGCCUUUAGAGAGCCUUUUCCAUUCCCUGGUCCUCGCAGAAAGCGUUCUUCAUAAAAUGGGCUUUUUUCGGCUAAGUCGCAGUCCUAUAAGCUUCCCUUCGUUUAGUUCUUUAAACAUCGUCUCCGCUUCGGUUCCACGAGAAGGGAACAAUGUUGUUUGCGAAAUGACGGCUCGAGAUACGGUGGUAGCUUUGGUGUCGAACCCCCUUGGAAAUUUGUAUGUUAAGGGGACGCUGGGAAAGCUGUACCAUUGUAGAGCAGUUCUUGUAGCAGUCGGCUUGUCCUCACGUAAGAUGGUCCAUAGUCGAGGAGCACUCUCGGCAAACCUCGAUAAUCCUCGAAAUGGUUUAGAUAUGAUCCAUGCAGCUGCAGAGCUUGUAAGGCACACUGCAUAUUGGAUGGUGGUUCCGAAGAUCCUCCCUUUCGCCCUUCUUAUGAAGAAGAUUGUUUGA